CUUCCUUUAAACAUGGGGGCGCGUGAGGCACCGCCGAACCGUCUGCCCGGCGGGAGGCCUCCUCGCCGACAACGGGCGUCGCGUUUACCGCGAGCCGUCGUAGGCGCCGGGCACGAGCACCGUGUCGAUGGCGUGGAUGACGCCGUUGUCGCACUGGACGUCCGCCGGCCAGUUGGACGACUUGGACGGGCCCUCCGACUUGAGGCCGAUGAUGGCGUAGUCGAGCCAGUUCUUGCGGAACUUGCGGUAGUAGGUCAGCGUGCCGCCGUUGAGCGUCUUCUGGUCCGAGUUGAGGGCGUCCAUCGUCUUCUUGCCCUCGAUCACGUGGUACUUGAGCACGUCAGCCGUGACCGGCGUGCCGACCUCGUUGUUGUGCUUGUCGAAGGCCGAGUUGGACGGCGCGAGGAGCGUGUACUCACCGCCCGAGAGGUCGACGCCCUCCUUGGAGAGCGCGGCCGCGAGCUGGUCGAAGUUGUCGUAGCCCUUGAUGUCGGCCUCGUCGUGGCCGAGGAGCACGCCGUCCGAGCCCCAGAAGAUCUCCGGGCCCUCCAUCGAGGCGAGGGUGUCGGCGAUGGACGCGUCGAGCUUCGUGGCGGCCUUGGGGGCCGCGACGGGCGCGAAGGCCGUGACGGCCGGGGCGAGGGCGAGGGCGAGGGCGAGCUUGGCCAUUUUUGUGAGAGCUGCGUGCAACGACACCGUGAGUGGGGCGCGCGGGAUCCCUUAUGCAAGUGUGUGGUGCGGGGCGCGGCGCGGUCGCGGCGUCGGCGAUGCCCCACGUCCGGCGCCGCGCGCGGCGCCCGCGCGAGGCUCGCCGGCGGCGCGGCGCACCGGCACGCGCGCGCGCCCGGGCCGGGCGCACGGGACCAUCGUGCGCGCGCGCGGGUGCGGGCCGCGGCGCGGCCGCGGCGCCGGCGAGGCCCCGGAGAGCGACGGCGAUUGAUGAUGCACCAUGCGCGCGCGGGGCAGCGCGCGGCGCCGCGCAGCGAGUCGGCGCGGGGUCCGGGGGUGGGGAGAAGGCACCAGGUUGCGCGGUUGCAAACAGCGGACGCCGGCAAAUGCAGAGGUUUUAGUCGACGAUAGCAGAUCCACGUCUGUGCGGCGGCC
This is a messenger RNA of Pelagomonas calceolata, 1104 nucleotides long. The record is from the annotation of a GenBank genome assembly. Lineage: Eukaryota; Pelagophyceae; Pelagomonadales; Pelagomonadaceae.